Abrus precatorius (Indian licorice) is the source of this 1752-nucleotide messenger RNA. RefSeq names its product protein NRT1/ PTR FAMILY 5.1-like. The coding region runs from base 1 to 1752 and encodes 583 amino acids. The transcript is spliced from 4 exons. Gene Ontology annotation, cellular component: membrane. Gene Ontology annotation, biological process: dipeptide transport; transmembrane transport. The record is from RefSeq and is a predicted model, not a curated record. NCBI's taxonomy places the organism in Eukaryota, Viridiplantae, Streptophyta, Magnoliopsida, Fabales, Fabaceae. Gene Ontology annotation, molecular function: dipeptide transmembrane transporter activity; tripeptide transmembrane transporter activity.
AUGGAAGACACAGGUUACACUCUAGAUGGCACAGUGAAUCUUCGUGGCAGGCCUGUGCUUUCUUCUAGAACUGGGAAACGAAGAGCUUGCAAUUUCAUUCUUGUUUACCAAGCAUUGGAAAGAUUUGCCUACUAUGGGGUUGGUGCCAAUUUGGUGAAUUAUAUGACAACCGAACUCCACAAGGACUUGGUACCAUCAAUAACCAGUGUGAAUAACUGGUCAGGCUCAUCAUGGAUAACUCCAUUACUAGGUGCUUACAUUGCAGAUUCUUACUUGGGCCGUUUUUGGACAAUCACUUUAUCGUUGAUCAUAUAUGCUACAGGACUUGCGCUUCUGGUGUUGACAACUUCGCUGAAGUGCUUGAAACCAACAUGUACGAAUGGAAUUUGCAAAGAAGCAUCUAACAUACAACUAACAUUAUUCUAUUUAUCAAUAUACAUUAUUGCAAUUGGAAGUGGAGCAGUGAAACCCAACAUGUCAACUUUUGGUGCUGACCAAUUUGAUGAUUUCAAACCCAGAGAGAAAGAGCUUAAAGUUUCGUUCUUUAACUGGUGGUCGUUUAACACUGCCUGUGGCACUUUAGCUGCCACUUUGUUUGUUGUGUACAUUCAAGAGAGAUUUGGAUGGGGAUUGGGUUAUAGCAUUUCAGCAAUUGGUAUUCUACUUGCCUCUUCUGCCUUCUUUAUGGGCACCCCAAUAUAUAGACAUAAACCAAGAAAGGGAGAGAACCGUACAAUGGACUUCAUCAGAGUCCUGAUUGUUGCUUUCAGAAAUAGAAAACUCCAGCUUCCUAGUUGCCCUUCAAAACUGCAUGAGUUUGAGUUGAAACAUUAUAUUAGUAGUGGAAGACGACAAAUUCAUCACACUCCUCGUUUCAGGUUCUUAGACAAGGCUGCAAUAAAAGAAAGCAGAACAGAAGUCUCAAAUCCCCCAUGUACAGUGACUCUAGUAGAGGGAACAAAGCUUAUUUUAGGAAUGCUUCAGAUAUGGUUACUUAUGCUAAUUCCUAGCAACUUCUGGGCAGUAGAAGUAACCAUGUUUAUCAAGCAAGGCACAACAAUGGAGAGGAGCCUUGGCCACAACUUCCGUGUACCAGCAGCCUCCCUUUGGAGCUUUGUAGUAGUCACCAUGCUCAUUUGUCUCCCCAUUUAUGACCAUUUCUUUGUACCAUUCAUGCGUCAAAAAACCGGCAACCAUAGAGGAAUCAAAUUGCUUCAAAGGGUUGGCAUAGGAAUUGGCGUCCAAGUCAUAGCUUCUACAAUCAUUUAUGCUGUAGAAAUUCGAAGAAUGGAUGUCAUAAAGAAGGAACACAUAGUUGGAACUGAAGAAACAGUUCCUAUGAGCAUAUUCUGGCUCUUGCCUCAACAUGUUCUACUUGGUAUUGCCAACACAUUCCUUAUCACUGGCUUGCUAGAAUUCUUCUAUGAUCAAUCACCAGAAGAAUUGAAAGUCUUAGGCACAACCUUCUUCACCAGUACCAUAGCUGCUGGUAACUACUUUAACAGCUGUCUAGUGGCUAUGAUAGAUAAAUCAACAAAGAAGAUCGUUGGUAAGAGCUGGAUAGGCAACAACCUCAAUAAUAGUCACCUUGAUUACUUUUAUGCCUUUCUUUUUGUGAUAUCUGCACUUAAUUUUGGGGUCUUUCUGUGGGUAUCAAGUAGAUACAUUUACAAGGAAGAAAAUACAACAGAGGUGAAUGAUAUUGAGAUUUUGAGAGCCGAGGAGAAUGAACUACAGUUAGUAAAAGCUUGA